Molecule: messenger RNA, 1003 nt
Organism: Staurois parvus
Lineage: Eukaryota; Metazoa; Chordata; Amphibia; Anura; Ranidae
Source: the annotation of a GenBank genome assembly
UCAUUGAUCUUUUCCUGUAAGUUUGUUCAGUUGUCCCAUGUUCUUUCCCUGGCUGUAAUAAAUCUUGUUUUCUAGAUUUACGUAAGAGCACAAUUUGAAUAUGAUCCUGUAAAGGACGACCUCAUACCCUGUAAAGAAGCUGGUAUCAGGUUUAGGGUUGGAGAUAUUAUCCAGAUUAUUAGUAAAGAUGACCACAACUGGUGGCAAGGCAAACUGGAAAAUGCCAAAAAUGGUACAGCUGGUCUCAUUCCAUCUCCCGAGCUUCAAGAAUGGCGAGUUGCUUGCAUUGCAAUGGAAAAAACAAAGCAGGAGCAACAAGCCAGUUGUACUUGGUUUGGGAAGAAAAAGAAGCAGUAAAGAUAAAUACUUGGCAAAGCACAAUGCAGUUUUUGAUCAAUUAGAUCUAGUCACUUAUGAAGAAGUUGUGAAACUGCCUGCCUUUAAAAGGAAAACACUAGUACUUCUAGGUGCACAUGGUGUUGGCAGACGACACAUAAAGAAUACACUAAUUACUAAACAUCCUGACAGAUUUGCUUACCCUAUCCCGCACACAACAAGACCUCCAAAGAAAGAUGAAGAAAAUGGGAAGAAUUACUUCUUUGUAUCUCAUGACCAAAUGAUGCAAGAUAUCUCCAACAAUGAAUACUUGGAAUAUGGCAGCCAUGAGGAUGCUAUGUAUGGGACAAAACUGGAAACAAUACGAAAGAUCCAUGAGCAGGGACUUAUUGCAAUACUUGAUGUAGAACCUCAGGCUCUUAAAGUCCUGAGAACAGCAGAAUUUGCUCCUUUUGUGGUCUUUAUUGCUGCACCUACAAUUACCCCGAGCGAUGAGUCUCUUCAACGCCUGCAGAAAGAGUCCGAGAUCCUCCAGAGAACAUAUGCACACUACUUUGAUCUAACAAUUAUUAACAAUGAAAUUGAUGAAACUAUUAGACAUCUGGAGGAAGCCAUUGAGCUUGUGUGCACAGCACCACAGUGGGUUCCAGUGUCCUGGGUCUAUUAG